AUGCUCCAAUAUCACUUUCCAAGUGCCAGUGAGGUCAGAGUACCCCUGAAUUUGCCUCGAGAAGUUCUUCUUAGCAAGAACUUGAAGAUCGAAGCGGAGCAAAAACCAAAAGCUCCUCUCUAUACGAAUACUCCCAUAAGCAAAAGCUUCAACACUAACGAACAAGAAUACGAAAAUCCACUCAACGACAUACUACAAGAAAGUAGAAAACUCAUAAAUGCCUAUGUGUUGGCAUACCCUGAGACAAAAGAAAGCGAGCAACAACCAGCUCCAAACCCCAAGAAGAACAGAUCUCGCAAAUCCUCCAGCAAAAAAAAGAUUCGUGGAACAAAGAGAACCAGACUGCAAAACGAAAGCUCACUUGAAGAAGUUAUACAAGAAAAACAGAACCUGCCCGAGCAAGAUAGCUCAGCUUGCAACACUCCAAUUCCUAACAAGACUAUAUAUUUUUCACCAUCCGGAUCUUCGAAGAAAAAGCACCAGAACUUGCUACAAUCCACUCCUGUUUCAGUAUUGAAAGAAGCUACCUUAAACCUCCAGAAGUCAAAUAAAGUCCUCAAGAUAGAUAAGGCUACACUAGUAACCAAAUUGCAAGAAGAAAGCCAAAAGGAAAACUUUUUGGCGGAAGCAACUGCGGAUGAUUCUGAAUACGACGAUUUAGCCUGUCACGCCGACAACAUCUUAAGAAUGGCCGUAGAUUCUACUAUGUUGGGUUCCUUCAAUGGUUCCAUAUCAUCUUCGUUUUCAAAUACUUUCGCUAAUGAUUCUGUAUUAGGCAUAAAAAUGAGAAAGAAGUAUCCCGAUAUUUUGGAUGAUGAUAUUGCCGACAAGAGUUUGCUCGAGUUAAGGUCUUCAAGAUGGAACACUUUGGACAGAAUGAAGGCUUCCAAGAUUGAAAUUAAUGCUGAAGAUUUACAAGCUGCCGUUAACGAAUAA
Molecule: messenger RNA, 936 nt
Organism: Scheffersomyces stipitis CBS 6054
Lineage: Eukaryota; Fungi; Ascomycota; Pichiomycetes; Serinales; Debaryomycetaceae
Exons: 1
Coding region: 1-936 (311 amino acids)
Source: RefSeq, a predicted model, not a curated record